AAUCAGUAAACAUUCGACUAGACAACCAGAAAAACACAUGUGGAUUUCGUUGCCUGAUUGUGUAGAUAGGCUCUAUUUAAUUUGUUGUGCGUUAAACUUUUGCAGAGUUUUGUAAAUUUGAAUAAGAAAGUAUAUUUUGGCAGACAAAUUUGUUCUCGCCCCUAAAACAGUGAUUUACCUAUCUUGGUGGUGAUAUGAUUGUGACUAUAACCUAACUCGUUUCACUUGGGAACCUUGUAACAAAUACUGUUUUGAUAAGUUUCUUUGAGGAACACUUCUUCGUCAUGGGUAAAGUGAAAAAAUCUGCAGCCAGUAAAGUUAUUGCAGAAAAAGAUUGUCAACCGGAAGAAAUUAAGUUUGAAGUACAGGGUGAUGAUAUUAUCAAGGAAGAAUCUACUGAAGAAGCACAGGUUACAAGAAAUAAACAUGCUCGCCUCAUAGUCAGAAAUCUCUCCUUCAAGGCAACAGAAGACAAAGUCAAAAAGUUUUUUAGUUCACACGGAGAGCUGACAGAUGUCAAAAUUCUUAAGCGCCCUGAUGGGCGACUAGUAGGAUGCUGUUUUGUCGAAUAUGCUUUAAAAACAAGUGCUGCAAAGGCCAUAGCCCAUCUUAGUGGAAAACCUUUUCUUAGUAGGCCUAUUGUUGUUGAUUGGGCUGUUCCAAAAGAUAAGUUUCUUCAAAGGACCAGUAAAAAUACUGCUGAAGAUUCUGAGGAAUCCGGUUUUCAUGAUGAUGAAGAUGAUAAGACAAAAAUAAAGAAAGAGGAAAGUGAAGAGGAUAUUGAUGAGAAAAUAGAGAAAGAUGAAUCAGAUGAUAGUGAUAGUAGUGUCGAUGAUAAUGUCAAUCAAGAUGAUGACGAUGACGACGACGACAGCGGCGAUGAUGACAUUGAAGCCGAGUCUGAAGAUGAAGAUCAUCAAAUAAAGCAAAGAAAGCCACUCCGUGAGUCCCAUGAUAUCAGUGAGGGUUGUACAGUAUUUGUGAAGAAUCUUCCUUUUAGUGUUGACAAUCAAGAGUUGAGGAAAUGCAUGCAAAAAUUUGGCCCAAUAUAUUAUGCUUUGGUGUGCAUUGACCCUUUGACAGAACACUCCAAGGGAACAGGAUUUGUUAAAUUCAAAUCAAGAGAAGUAGCUGAAGCCUGCCUCAAUGCAGGAAAAGAUGGAGAUAUUGUCAUAAGGAAUACUGUUCUUGAGACACAGCCUGCAAUGAGUAGACAAGAUCUUCAUCAGGGCUCUAAGAAUAAAAAAAUAGAAACAAAGAAGGAUGGACGUAAUCUUUAUUUAAUUAAAGAAGGCGUCAUUCUAGCUGGCAGUCCAGCAGCAGCUGGUGUCUCUCCAGCUGAUAUGGCUAAACGACUCCAAUUAGAACAAUGGAAGACACAAAUGUUAAGGAAUCUGAACAAGUUUGUCUCCAGAAAUCGGCUUGUCAUUCAAAAUUUACCAGCAUCUUAUGAUGACAACAAACUCAAAGCAUUGUGUCUGAAAAAUGGAGGAACAAACGCUGUUAUUACAGAGGCAAGAGUGAUGCGAGAUUUAAGAAAUGUAGAUGCUAGUGGUAAAGGAAAGUCUAAAGAGUUCGGUUUUGUUUGCUUUACAAAUCAUGAAAAUGCUUUACAUGCAUUACGAGCACUCAAUAACAAUCCAGAUGUUUUUACGUCAGCAAAGCGGCCAAUUGUAGCAUUUUCUAUUGAAGAUAAAAAAGUUUUAAAUAUUCGUCAGAGGAGAAUAGAAAAGAGCAGGGCUGGUCUACAACGUGGGCAGAAUUCUAAUGAGUCACAAAAAGAUUGGGAAAACAAAAGAAGAGAGGGAAAGCAAAAUAUUGGAUCAAUGACAUAUGGAAAAAAACAGGGAGCUGGUAAAAUAAAUAAUGUUGAUCAAACAGUGCCAAACAGGGGGCAAAAUAAAAAUGUAGACAACAGUAAAAAUGAGCCCUUGGUUGAAAAGAAGUUGACCAAAAAAGAAAGAAGACAAUUAAAAAGGAAGAAAUUAUUUGAGAAUCAGCAAUCUACAGCUGCAGCAGCAUUACCAGGAAACACCGAAAGUCAAAAAUUCAUGGGUGAAACAGCCAAGCAUGGUCAGUCAGGAAUUAUGUCACGCCAAAAAUUGCGCGAACAAGCAGAGUUACAAACCAAGUCGAUGAAAACCAAGAACAAAAAAGACCGCUCUAAGAAACAGUUAGCUGCAUUGAAAAUCAAACAACCAAAGGUAAGGACUUGUAGAAACUGGUGGGCAUCAAAACUGUUGUGUUCAAACAUUAUCAAGUUUUUGGUUUCUCUUCAGCAAAAAAUGGCCAAGCCCAAGGACCUAAGGAAGGAAGACAACUUUUCAAAGCUAGUGAAUAACUACAAAAAUAAGUUAGUAUCAUCAGAGGUGGAAAGAAAAAAGUGGUAUGCUGAGUGACAACAGUCGAGUGACAAUCAGUUUCAAAUAAUUAUCUUGUGAUUUCCUUUUAAGAAUAAACAAAAUAAGAGGUUCUAUUAUUCAAACAAAA
Frankliniella occidentalis (western flower thrips) is the source of this 2490-nucleotide messenger RNA. Its product is annotated as RNA-binding protein 28. The record is from RefSeq and is a predicted model, not a curated record. Lineage: Eukaryota; Metazoa; Arthropoda; Insecta; Thysanoptera; Thripidae. The transcript is spliced from 10 exons. Gene Ontology annotation, molecular function: RNA binding. Bases 285 to 2399 code for a protein of 704 amino acids.